UAAUCUCUCAUGAUUUAGAUUCUGUUCUUGCAAACACGGAAGUUGUAUAACAUCACAGAGAAGACACACACAUGGUUUUAUAAUAUCAAACAUUGUCUCAAUGACAAACUAACAGCUGCAAGUUUAACGUUAGCAGCGGGAGUAAACAUGGUGAAUCUCGGUCUGACCAGAGUGGACGAUGCGCUGGUCGCCAAACAUCCGGGGUUAGAGACUUAUGCUGCCUGUCAGUCUCGCGCCUUCAUGAAGGGAACUGGCAGCUUUGUACUUGGUGCUGUUGGUUUACUUGCCGUUCAAACGGCUUUACAGAGGAAACUUCCUUAUCCUCUUCAGUGGAGCCUGCUCAUUUCAAUAGUGGCCUCCUCAGUCGGCAGUUAUGCAGUGACUCGCUGGGAAUCACAGAAAUGCUCAGAUCUGUGGCUGCUGCUGGAAACAGGAAAAAUCCCGGACAGAUCACCACCACAGUUGCCUAAACCAGAAGAAUCGAAGGGACCUGGGAAGACAAAAUAUGGCGACGUAAUAGAUUGAACAUGAUCAUAAAUAAACAUAUUUAAACUGUAUAUAUAACUGCUGAAGAAAUAUCUUAUGCACAGUUGUCUGAUGAUGAUGCCGAUGGUAGAACUUCUUGUCCUUACUUGAAUACAUGACUUUAUUACAACAAUG
Molecule: messenger RNA, 660 nt
Organism: Paralichthys olivaceus (Japanese flounder)
Lineage: Eukaryota; Metazoa; Chordata; Actinopteri; Pleuronectiformes; Paralichthyidae
Gene: tmem141
Product: transmembrane protein 141
Source: RefSeq, a predicted model, not a curated record